AUGAACAGGUCAUCCUCGUUUGUGAUACUGGAUGAGUCUGAGGACAUGGGAUCCUCAGCCUUUGCCACGGACUGUGUCGUAUACUUUGGAAACUUCUUCAUUCCAGGAAGCGAGGAUCUCGUCGAAUCGCUACUUGUCAAAAACGCAUCUAAAGGACCUUGCGAAACUGCGGAUGCAUUGUCUACCUCACCUCUGCUACUGACACCGCAGUCCGAUCUGGAAUCUUCUUCAUGGGCCGUCUUAGAUGCGUCCAAAACUACAUCCGAAACUACCCAAACACCAAAAGACACUUUUCUUAUGACCGACACGAAGAACGAAGAAGUGGUAGUUAAUGACUCCGAGGCAGAAGAAGUCCCCGCAUUGGCAGCCGCUGCUGAACUUCCCCCCAUCUCGGCAGAAGGUGAGAUGGAAGCAUCGGUAGAACGACCAUCCGAAAGCGAUGCCCAGAUUUCGUCACUUUCCUCUCCUCUUGAACGCGCCUUCGAUUUUAUCCAAUUCCUGCGUAAUUUGUUCGCCCAUUUUGAUGGAACGACAAAAAAGGCAGCCGUGACCGUACUUGUUCUCAGCGGUAAGUUGACUUCCUUCCCUCGGCUAACUGAACCAAUCAUAUUUAGUGCUGAUUUCGGUGCCAUAUCUGCAUAA
Molecule: messenger RNA, 642 nt
Organism: Dibothriocephalus latus
Lineage: Eukaryota; Metazoa; Platyhelminthes; Cestoda; Diphyllobothriidea; Diphyllobothriidae
Source: the annotation of a GenBank genome assembly